AUGGUUCAUCCAAAGCCUCCUACCGCCCGCCGAGGAGACUCGGUGCGGUCGUCGUUCACAGCCACAGGAGAGGUUGCCGACGUCGAGACUGAAAAGGGUCCUUUUGACGAUGACUCAAAGAUGCCCUUCCUCACGCUCCGAACCUUCUUCAUGGCCGUCCUCGUCUCCAUGGGCGGUCUGUGUUUCGGAUAUGACACAGGCCAGAUUUCCGGGUUUUUGGAAAUGGACAAUUUCCUGGAGAAUUUUGCGGAUAAGAGAGACCCUCUGAAAUUUGGUAAUAUCCGAUCAGGCUUGAUCGUGGGCAUGCUCUCCAUCGGCACCCUUAUCGGUGCUCUCAUCGCGGGUCCACUUGCAAACAACAGGACUAUUGGCCGCAAAUACUCGAUCUGCAUCUGGUCAGUAGUGUUCUGCGCUGGUGUUGCCGUGCAGAUGGGUGCACUGAGGCCGCGCUGGUAUCAAGUCAUGAUAGGUCGUAUUAUAGCCGGCCUGGCUAUCGGAGGUCUAUCAGUCAUGGUUCCGGCGUAUCAGGGUGAAUCUAGUCCUCGACAUGUUCGAGGUGCGAUUGUGUGCUGCUACCAGCUUUUCAUCACUAUCGGCAUCCUGAUCGCCAACCUGAUUAACUUCGGCACAGAGAGCAUCAGUAGCACUGCAUCAUGGCGGAUUCCCAUGGGCAUCGGAUUCCUGUUUGCCAUUGUGCUCGGUCUAGGGAUUCUGUUCUUUCCCGAAACCCCCCGUCAUCAGUACCGCCACGGUGAUAUCGAUACCGCCACGAGAAGCAUCGCCAAAUUCCACGGUGUGUCGGAGCGCCAUCGAGUGGUCAGGGACCAACUGGUGGAAAUGCAAGAGAAGCUCCAGAUCGAACUCGAGGGCGGUAGGCACCCAUGGUACGAAGUCGUCACUGGGCCCCGGAUGUUAUACCGCACACUUCUGGGCGUAACUAUACAAGCACUGCAGCAGCUGACGGGCGCCAACUACUUUUUCUACUACGGCACAACCGUCUUUGCCAGCGUGGGGCUAUCCAACUCCUACGUGACCCAAAUCAUUCUCGGCGCAGUGAAUGUUGGAACCACUUUCCCGGGACUUUAUUUCGUGGAAAAGUUCGGCCGACGCCGGUGCCUGAUGAUUGGUGCAGCCUGGAUGUUUAUGUGUUUCCUUAUCUUCGCCUCUCUCGGUCAGUUUAAACUCGAGAACCCGGACGGCAGCCACAACCAAACGAUCGGCUACGUUAUGAUCAUCUUCUCGUGUCUUUUCAUCGCCGCCUUCGCGAGUACUUGGGGUUGUAUGGCUUGGGCAAUUACCGCAGAGAUAUAUCCAUCUCGUUACCGUUCGCAGUGUAUCGCCCUCUGUGCCGCAAGCAACUGGCUGUUUAACUUCCUCAUCGCCUUUUUUACGCCCUUCAUUACCGGCAACAUCAAUUACGCCUACGGCUACGUGUUCGCGGGCUGCAACCUGUUCGCCGUAUUCUUUGUCUACUUCUUUCUCCCCGAGACCUCAGGGCGGUCGCUCGAGGAAAUCGACACCAUGUUCCUACUCGAAGUCAAGCCCUGGAAGAGCAGCAAGUGGACUCCGCCCAAAAACGAAGAUCUUAUCACCGCCGACAAGCUGCGUCUCAAUACUGGUGCUCGAGAUAUCACAAAGACCAGAGAAGCUGGGCUGGGCAACACCGAGCAGAGAGAAAGUGUGUCUGCCAACGCGGAGCGUAGCUCAGAUUCCGAUCUGCCUCAUGUCCCUAUUAUGUCGAGCCAACAUCAUCAGCCCAUGGGGAGGGGUGUCCGUGGCGAUUCCUACAGAGGGCCGUAUUGA
Exophiala dermatitidis NIH/UT8656 is the source of this 1803-nucleotide messenger RNA. Its product is annotated as MFS transporter, SP family, sugar:H+ symporter. Gene Ontology annotation, biological process: transmembrane transport; carbohydrate transport. The record is from RefSeq and is a predicted model, not a curated record. Lineage: Eukaryota; Fungi; Ascomycota; Eurotiomycetes; Chaetothyriales; Herpotrichiellaceae. Gene Ontology annotation, molecular function: carbohydrate:proton symporter activity. Bases 1 to 1803 code for a protein of 600 amino acids. The transcript is spliced from 5 exons. Gene Ontology annotation, cellular component: plasma membrane.